Molecule: messenger RNA, 2461 nt
Organism: Sodiomyces alkalinus F11
Lineage: Eukaryota; Fungi; Ascomycota; Sordariomycetes; Glomerellales; Plectosphaerellaceae
Product: uracil-5--methyltransferase
Exons: 1
Coding region: 358-2103 (581 amino acids)
Biological process (GO): tRNA processing
Molecular function (GO): tRNA (uracil(54)-C5)-methyltransferase activity, S-adenosyl methionine-dependent
Source: RefSeq, a predicted model, not a curated record
CAAACAUCCAUCACUUUUCUCCGUCCUCAACUCAUCCGCUCAUCCGCUAAACAGCAUGCCGAAGGUGAUUGAAGAAAUUUCAGAAGAAUGAGGUAGCACCCCAUUAUAUCUUUGGAUAGAAAAGAAAAAAAAAGGGGGGUUAUUCCGACGAGUCCGAGGGCCCAAUUCCCAAUGCGAUUUCUCACGCACUUCACGACAUCAAUCACCAAAUCUUCACUUCAUCAGACAACUCUACCAUUUCUUUCUGCAAGACUGAGCCGGUCUCAUCCACUGACAGCUGUCAUUAAUUCCAAGACGCCUACGUUUUCACUCUCAACAUCAGCAUCAGCAUCAGCAUCGUCAGCCCUACCCGUCGCCAUGGCUUCACUAGAUCCCCCCCAGAUGAACGCCGCUGCUACCACCACGACAACCGUCACCAAUGGCAAGCGGGUCUUCUCUCAAAGCCGCCGCGCUAACAAGAAGCAAAAAUCCAAGAGGGAACGUAACAUGAAGGAAGGAUCUUCGGAUGAGGUCCUCUUACUUGACAUACGGGCCCUCAUCAAGUCCCGUCAGGAGAACCAAAAGGAGGCCGAGGGAGACGCUUCCUCACCAUCACUCCCCGAACCCGGCUCCGAAAUCGACGUCGAGGUCCUGGACCUCUCCUCCACCGGCGACGGCCUCGCCGUCCACCCGGGCUCACCACCCAACCACGUCUACGUCGUCCCCUUCGUGGCCCCAGGCGACGUCGCCCGUGUCCGCGUCUUCCGCCACCUCCCCGCCGACAACUACUCCGUCGCCGACUACCUCUCCAUCGUCACGCCCUCCCCCCUGCGCGACGACUCGCGCAUCCGCUGCCCCUACUUCGCCUCGUGUUCCGGCUGCCAGUUCCAGAUGCUCGACUACCCGGAGCAGCUGCGCCACAAGCGCCGCAUCGUCGAGAAGGCCUUCCGCAACUUCUCCCAGCUCCCGCCCGAGAUCGUCCCCGCCAUCGGCGACACCAUCGGCAGCCCCCUGCAGUACGGCUACCGCACCAAGCUGACCCCGCACUUCGACGGGCCCCCCGGCGCCGGCGGCCGCAGGGGCGCCAAGGCCGACAAGACCCGUCCCGCUUUCACGUCCGUGCCGAAUGUCGGCUUCAACCAGAAGGGCAGGAGGCUGGUGCUCGACAUCGAGGACUGUCCCAUCGGCACCGACGCCGUCCGCCUCGGCAUGAAGCGGGAGCGCAACCGCAUGCAGACCGAGUUUGCCAACUACAAGACCGGCGCCACCAUCCUCCUUCGCGAGACCACCAAACGGUAUUCCAAGGAUGGUGAGGAGCCGCCCCCGACCGAGACAGAGACCCCGGACCAUGCCGUCCGCGUCGAGACGGACCAGUACGUCGACAUCAAGACGUGCGUCACCGACAACAAGGCCACCACCUCGGAACACAUCGACUCGUACCUCUUCACCAACCCGGCCGGCUCCUUUUUCCAGAACAACAACUCCAUCCUCUCCCCCUUUACCGCUUACAUUCGCCAGCACAUCCUGCCCCCACCUUCUCCUUCUUCUUCGUCGUCGCCCAAGGAAAUCAAACACCUCAUCGACGCCUACUCCGGCUCCGGCCUCUUCACAAUCACCCUCUCGGGCCUCUUUCACUCAAGCACCGGCAUCGACAUCGCCGCCGACUCCAUCGCCUACGCCCGCAAGAACGCCGCCCUCAACCGCAUCCCCGACUCCGAGUGCUCCUUCAUGGCCGCCGACGCCCCCCAGCUCUUCCGCCACGUCACCACCCACCCCGACGAGACCGUCGUCGUCAUCGACCCGCCCCGCAAGGGCUGCGACGCCAGCUUCCUCCGCCAGCUGCUGCGCUUCGGGCCCCGCCGCGUCGUCUAUGUAAGCUGCAACGUGCAUACCCAGGCGAGGGACGUCGGUGUGCUGGUGCGCGGAGAGGUCGGUCGGGAUGAAGGGGGCUUUGGAGAGGAGGAGCAGAAAGGGGAGGAGAACGGCAACGAAAACCAAGACGGUGAGAACGCGAAGAGGAAGAGCACGCGGUAUGCUAUUGAGAGUAUUCGCGGGUUCGACUUCUUCCCGCAAACCGGUCACGUGGAGGGCGUGGCUGUACUCAACCGGGUUGAUGAGCCGUGAGAGCUCCUCUAUUGUCUUAUGGGAAAUAUAGAGGAGUGGAAAUGAAGAAAGAUACCAAAUAGCGCUUGCACAUAUCGACGUCUAUUAGGAGCCUCACUCAAACAGCUCACCAUCCUCAUUAUAAGCCCACUACAUCCGCAUCACCAGACAAAGUCGCCACAUACCAGGCGCAUACCAGGCGUGAGAUGAAUACCUGUCCUAUACCUAUAUCCAUAGCAUUCCCAUAUCAUCUUCUCAUCCGACAUUAAAUACCCAUUACCCUAUCCUUACUUCGUCGCGUCCUUGUCUUAACCAAAACGCUCAUGAGCCUCCACUACCUUCCCCCCCCUCAAGGAGAACCUUCAACGCCUCCAAAAUG